AUGGCUGCGCUCGUGGGGUCGGUGGCGCUGCGCGGGCUCCGUGGGCUCCGCGGGCUCCGCGGGCGGACGGCGCGCUCGGCCGCGGGGUUGCGGGGCCUGGGGGGACCCCGCAGGGGCUACGUCCCGGGCCGCGCCGAGAGCCCCCCGACCUUUGGGUUCCUGUUAGACGUCGAUGGUGUGCUGGUUCGGGGCCACAAAGUCAUUCCGGCUGCGCUGGAUGCCUUCGCCAGGCUGCUGGACCCACAGGGGCAGCUGCGGGUUCCUGUGGUUUUCGUCACCAACGCCGGGAACAUCUUACAACACAGCAAAGCCCAGGAACUGUCAGCUCUGCUGAGAUUCAAGGUGGAUCCGGACCAAGUCAUUCUCGCUCACAGCCCCAUGAGGCUCUUUUGGCAGUUCCACAGCAAGCGGAUGCUGGUGUCCGGCCAGGGCCCUGUGGUGGAAAUUGCCCAGGCACUGGGCUUCCAGAACGUGGUUACAGUGGAUGAGCUUCGCACGGCCUUCCCAGUGCUGGACAUGGUAGACCUGGAGCGGCGGCCAAAGACCACGAUCUCAGAAGAGCCGUUUGGUGGCCGAGCCAAAUUGCCAGGGCCGGAGGAAAAUGGACCCCAGGAGGCUGGAAAGCCCCCUCAGAGGAGUGACUUCCCGGCCAUUGAAGGGGUGCUCCUCCUCGGAGAGCCAGUCCGCUGGGAGACAAGCCUGCAGCUGAUCAUGGACGUCCUUCUUAGCAACGGGAGCCCAGGGGCUGACCCGCUGAGGGCCCCCUACCCCCACCUUCCAGUCCUGGCCAGCAACAUGGACCUCCUGUGGAUGGCGGAAGCCAAGAUGCCCAGGUUUGGCCACGGCACCUUCCUGCUUUGCCUGGAAACCAUCUACCGGAAAGUGACGGGCAAGGAGCUGCGAUACGAGGGCCUGAUGGGCAAACCCAGCAUCCUUACCUACCAGUACGCAGAGGACCUGAUCAGGCAGCAGGCAGAGCGGCGGGGUUGGGCCGCCCCCAUCCGGAAGCUCUACGCCGUGGGCGAUAACCCUAUGUCUGACAUCUACGGCGCCAACCUGUUCCACCGGCACCUGCAGAUGGUGAGGCGGGGCCGGACACCGGAGCCGGGGGCCGGGGGCCUGUGGCGGCGGCAGCCCUCGGCGGCCCGGAGCGUCACCUCCAUCCUGGUGUGCACCGGCGUGUACAGCCCGUGCGACCCGGGGCCCGCAGAGCUGGGUGCGGGCACGGAGCCUCGGUACCACGGGCACCGGGACUUCGGCUUCAGCCCGGGGCUGAUGGAGGCGGCGCACGUGGUGAGCGACGUGGGCGAGGCCGUUCGGCUGGUGCUCCGGCAGGAGGGCUGGGCCGCGUAGCCGGACCGCGGGGCCCCGGGGCGGCAGCCGCCCGCCGCACCUGCCGGUGAAACCCCGAGCACCGCUCUGCGCAGUCUGACCUCACCUCCGUGCCUCGGGUCCCUCCUCUCUUCAGGAGGGACUUCUGGAGUCCUGCGGAAGCUUCUGGAGGCUUGGCUCUCACGGAAGCAGCCACUGCAUGACAGCAAGGUUUUUACUGUAUUUUACUUUAUUGCCCAGAGACUCUGGGUCUUAUUUUUUUAAAUUAAAAUGAUCCUAACAGAUAUGAAUUGU
Molecule: messenger RNA, 1626 nt
Organism: Dipodomys spectabilis (banner-tailed kangaroo rat)
Lineage: Eukaryota; Metazoa; Chordata; Mammalia; Rodentia; Heteromyidae
Gene: Hdhd5
Product: haloacid dehalogenase like hydrolase domain containing 5
Exons: 9
Coding region: 1-1353 (450 amino acids)
Biological process (GO): glycerophospholipid biosynthetic process
Cellular component (GO): mitochondrion
Source: RefSeq, a predicted model, not a curated record